This is a messenger RNA of Catharus ustulatus (Swainson's thrush), 2059 nucleotides long. RefSeq names its product succinyl-CoA:glutarate-CoA transferase (gene SUGCT). NCBI's taxonomy places the organism in Eukaryota, Metazoa, Chordata, Aves, Passeriformes, Turdidae. Gene Ontology annotation, molecular function: catalytic activity. The transcript has 15 exons. The coding region runs from base 45 to 1415 and encodes 456 amino acids. The record is from RefSeq and is a predicted model, not a curated record.
GCGGCGCCUGCGCCGAGCGGUCGGAGCUGUCUCGAGCGACGGGGAUGCUGCGCGCCGGGCUGGGGAGAAGGAGCGGAUGUUGUGGGGGGCUCUGGAGGAGCUCGGGCGGCCGCAGCGCCAGAGCCCGGAGCGCUGCCUCUGCCUCCCCUUCCCCGGGCAGCGGCAGCGGGGCGCGGACCGGAGCCGCUCCCCCGGCAGGUCCUAGUAAUGUAAAGCCUUUGGAUGGUGUGAAAAUUCUUGAUUUAACAAGGGUUCUUGCAGGACCAUUUGCCACAAUGAAUUUGGGAGAUCUAGGGGCAGAAGUUAUCAAAGUGGAAAGACCAGGAGCUGGUGAUGACACAAGAGCCUGGGGUCCACCUUUUGCAGGGACAGAAAGUGUUUAUUUUCUUAGUGUCAAUAGAAAUAAAAAGAGUAUAGCCAUCAACAUGAAGGAUUCAAAAGGAAUAAAACUAAUCAAAGAGCUUGCAGCAGCAUCUGAUGUUUUUGUGGAAAACUUUGUCCCUGGCAAGCUGGCUGAAAUGGGUCUAGGUUACGAAGACAUUAAAAAGAUUGCUCCUCACAUAGUGUACUGUUCAAUAACAGGUUAUGGUCAAACUGGUCCGCUGGUUCAGAGAGGUGGAUAUGACUCCAUUGCUGCUGCUGUUUCUGGUCUUAUGCAUAUCACAGGGCAUGAGGAUGGUGAGCCGGUUAGAUCAGGAGUAGCAAUGACAGACCUUGCUACUGGGUUGUAUACAUAUGGAGCAAUUAUGGCUGGUUUACUCCAGAGGUACAAGACGGGAAGAGGACUACACAUUGACUGCAAUCUCUUGUCAACACAGGUUGCAUGCCUCACUCAUGUAGCAGCUAAUUACCUUAAUUGCAAAAUCGAAGCAAAACGCUGGGGUACUGCUCAUGGGAGUAUUGUUCCAUAUCAGGCGUUUAAGACCAAGGAUGGCUACAUCGUGGUGGGAGCUGGAAAUGAUCAUCAGUUUGUCACUUUGUGCAAGAUCUUGAAUUUGCCUGAAGUUAAUAAAGAUUCCAGAUACAAAACUAAUACACUCAGAGUCCAGAACAGAAAAGAACUUAUUGACAUAUUAUCAACCCGAUUUUCAGAAAAAGCAACGAUUGAGUGGUUGCAGCUCUUUGAAGGGAGUGGAGUUCCAUAUGGCCCAAUCAACAACAUGCAGCAAGUGUUCUCAGACCCACAGGUGCUGGAAGGCAGCAUUUACAUCAUCCAGAAGCUGCCUUCUCUUCUCCAGGCUGAACAAACCAAAUUCUCUCAGCCUUUCUUCAUAGGAGAGGUGCUUCUAUCCUCUAAUCAUCUUGGUGAUCCUCCUCUGGACUUGCUCCAACAGCUAAGGAUUUCACUCAAGUCAUAUACCUUCUGUCUUCAGCUGCACUUUUGCAGUCCUGCUCUUUAUGGUGUAUCUAAAUGAGAACACUGAUUUUGUAUACCAGUUAAUUUAAAAUUCUGUUGGUUGAAGCUUCAGAACACACAUUUUACAGCCUAUUGUUGGAGUUCUGCACUUUAUUUUAAAGGGAUAUGCUUCCAAGUGAAGUAGUUAAGCUUAGAUAUCAAAGCCCUUGAUGGAGGCUGUGACAAAAAGUCAUGCUUGAUAAACUUGUUUGUGAAAAACUAACAACAGUGAAAUACAGUAAAAGUUAGUUUCUUACUAAUCGAUUUCUUGUCAGUUGUAAGGGAUGAUUAGCAUCAACCAAGAAAGUAGGACUUUUGAAAUGGAAUUGUCAGCUCUUUGACUAAUGAAGAGCCACAUUUCUCACAUUCCAGUGGGAAGGAAUUUCUUGUUAUUUCUUUUUCAUUUUCAAGUGAAGAAGAAAAUGUUAGUGCCAGCUGGAUGAAAAGGUGUCUUAGUGUUAAGUUUGCUUAGAAACAUAAUGGACAACACCUGCAUUUAAGGAUUAGAAUCCUGUUUUUAUCUAAGAACCGCGAUGAAAUUCAAGAGGUUUUGAAAUUUUUUGAGUCCUUCAAUAUUAGUAGUUGAACUGCAGCGAUUAAAUGUUUUUAAGGGGCUUUAUCCUUUUAAUCUAGUGCAUUUUUUCCUCUGUUUUUAUUAUUUUU